Triticum turgidum subsp. durum (durum wheat) is the source of this 987-nucleotide messenger RNA. The record is from the annotation of a GenBank genome assembly. Lineage: Eukaryota; Viridiplantae; Streptophyta; Magnoliopsida; Poales; Poaceae.
AUGGCUUCUGUUCCGUCACUCCUGGUCUCCUUGGACGAACACGAAGGUUCUGGCCAAGAGGGUGUUCAGGAAGUUCAUGAAAUCGCUAAUGGAACCGAAUCAAAUGUGAAAAAGAGAAAACAAAGGGAAAUAGAGAUCAGUGCCUUGGAGGAAAGGGCGUUGCAGAAAGGUAUACCGCAGACUCCAGAUGAAUUCGACAAGUUGGUUAGGAGCUCUCCAAAUAGUAGCUUCGUCUGGAUAAAGUAUAUGGAAUUUUGGUUCGACCUUGCAGAUGUUGAGAAAGCACGUUCAGUAGCCGAAAGGGCUUUGAGAACAAUAAACAUUAGAGAAGAGGAUGAGAAACUCAAUGUAUGGGUAGCUUACUUUAACCUUGAAAAUGAAUAUGGGAGUCCGCGAGAGGAUGCCGUCAAGAAGAUAUUUCAAAGAGCCGUGCAGUAUUGUGAUCCCAAGAAGGUGCACCUGGCUCUUCUUGGAAUGUAUGAGAGGACUCAACAACAUCAACUGGCAGAUGAACUUCUUGAUAGAAUGACCAGAAGAUUCAGGACUUCACGCAAGAUCUGGUUCCACCGCAUUCAAUUUUCUCUCAAGCAAGGCGAGGGCGUUGAAUACAUGAACUUUGUCGUAAACCGCGCACUUCUAGGUCUGCCACAGCGCAAGCAUAUAAGGUUUGUCACGCAGACCGCUAUCCUGGAGUUCAAGUGCGGGGUGCCUGAGGAAGGGAGAACCAGAUUUGAGCUGAUCCUAUGGGAUCAUCCAACAAGAACAGAUCUUUGGAGUCUUUACCUUGAUCAAGAAAUUCGACUUGGUGACACGGAAAUUAUACGGGCAUUAUUUGAAAGGGUGAUAUCCCUUAGUCUUCCUCCAAAAAAGAUGAAGUUCUUGUUCAAGAAAUACCUGCGAUAUGAGAAGUCUCAGGGCGAUGAAGAAAGAAUCGACCAUGUGAAACAAAAGGCACUCGAGUUUGUGAACAUGCCCUACGAAGCAUGA